Arabidopsis thaliana (thale cress) is the source of this 2061-nucleotide messenger RNA. RefSeq names its product Polynucleotidyl transferase, ribonuclease H-like superfamily protein. The record is from RefSeq and is marked reviewed. Gene Ontology annotation, cellular component: nucleus. Gene Ontology annotation, molecular function: nucleic acid binding; exonuclease activity. The transcript is spliced from 14 exons. NCBI's taxonomy places the organism in Eukaryota, Viridiplantae, Streptophyta, Magnoliopsida, Brassicales, Brassicaceae. The coding region runs from base 168 to 1871 and encodes 567 amino acids.
CCGAAUUAGACCAAAACUGAAUUGGUCGUCUGUACUUUUUUCUCAAAUCAUAAACUUAAAAGUUAAAACCCUCAAUUUGUCCGACGGUGUUACGCGACGGCUAUAUUCGGCGGCGGAAGCUUUUUCCAUCUCACUCUCUUUCGACUAAUCUUUCCGCCGUCUGAAGAAUGUCUUCUUCGAAGCGGAAGCGCGGCGCCGAAACCGCCGCGGAAGAUUGUGACGACGGUACUGAUAAGAGCAAUACCGGAAACAGUUUCUUCGAUAUAUAUGGACCCGAAGCGAAAGCAGAACUCGAUUUCAAAAGCCCUGAAACAACAUUGAACUUACAAGAUGUUCAAGGACUUGUGACAUGGGUUCUUGCAGAAGGUUUUAUGCCUUCAUGGGUAUUUAUUAAGAACAAGCCUCUCAUUCCAAAGGUUGUACUGCUCUACCUUCCUGGAUUGGAUGCAGCUUUAUACUUAUCACAUUCUAAAACUCUGUCUAGUUUGAAAUCAUGUUGUGGCAAUCCUAUGGCGCUUUUAGCUUUGAGCUGUGUAGUUGAUGAGAUGAGGACAAUCGAUACAAUCCUUACUUGCAAGGGUAGAAAAAAGAAAACUGUUACUAGUUCAGUGGAACCACCUCCCCUUGUAUCUAGCCCAGAAGCAUGCAAUCUGAUGGGGAAAUCGUUCGUUGAGCUCACGAAAGAUAUACCAUUCCCUGUUAGUUACUACACUCUAAGUCAAAAGGAAAUGGAACAAAAUGGUUACACUUUUGAAAAACUCGAGUUGACACCUACACUUCCUGCACCAUCAGGAUCAUGUCCCCCCGAAAUCGUGGCUCUUGAUUGCGAGAUGUGUAUUACAAAGGAGGGUUUGGAGUUGACGAGAGUGACGCUGGUGGAUAUCCAAGGACAGGUUCUAUUAGAUAAAUUAGUCAUGCCAACAAAUCCUAUUACUGAUUACAACACAAGAUAUAGUGGAAUAACAGCUGUGAUGAUGGAGGGAGUUACAACAACACUUAAAGAUAUUCAGGAAGAGUUCUUAAAGCUGGUUUUCAAAGAGACCAUAUUAGUCGGACACUCCUUGGAAAAUGACUUGUUGUCUUUGAAGAUCUCUCAUAAUCUGGUGAUUGACACUGCAGUACUAUACAAGCAUCCACAUGGAAGAUCUUAUAAAACUAAACUUCGAAUUCUAGCAAAAAAGUUUCUUGCUAGAGAGAUACAGGAGUCUGAAUCCGGACAUGACAGCGCAGAGGAUGCAAAAGCAGCCAUGGAUUUGGCACUAUUGAAGAUAAAACAUGGACCUGAUUUUGGUUCACCACCGGAAGUGAUAAGAAAAAAGCUCCUCGCCGUUUUAAAUGAGAGCGGGAAAACGACUUCUAUAAUUGACAAUAUCAACAUCGUGAAGCGAUAUGCUUCUGAGUCAUCAAAUGCAAUUCCAGUUUCGUCUGACGACGAAGCACUUUCAAAGGCCGUGAAGGAGGUAAAGAACAAGCGGUCUCAAUUCGUUUGGACACAGUUCUCAGAAUUGAAUGCACAUUUCCAGAGCAGAGCGGAUGAUCCACAGAAACUAAACUCCAGACUAGCCGAGAUGAUCUCAUUGCUUACAUGUAACAAAAAGUCCGGCCUUAAGAAAAGCAAUGUCUCACCUGAAACAAAGGAAAUCUUAAAGAAAAUGAAUGAAAGAGUCCAAUCCCUUUAUGCUGCAUUACCUACAAAUGCGAUGUUUAUAGUUUGCACCGGACACGGAGACACAUCCAUUGUACACAGAGUGCGGAAAAUGCUUAAAGAUGAGGAUGAAAUCGGGUUUGACCGUGAGAAACUUGUCAAGGUUCUUGAAGAGCUUCAAGCACAAGCCGAAGUAGCUCUCUGUUUUGUAGGUAUCAAGCAAUAAACUUAAACAGAAAGCCAAAUUUUUUCCCUUGUAUACCAUAUGAGCAACAAGAAACUCACAAUUCAGUAUUGUAUUUUUUGGUAAUAUUGGUUUGUAGCAUCUAUUAAUGGCGAUUUUCAUAUAGUAAAAAGAGUUGACAUUUCAAGUUUGUUUACAGUAAUAAAAAGGUAAAAAAAACGGCCAAUUCCAG